This is a messenger RNA of Xiphophorus hellerii (green swordtail), 4084 nucleotides long. Its product is annotated as SPRY domain-containing SOCS box protein 4-like. Gene Ontology annotation, molecular function: protein binding. Gene Ontology annotation, biological process: proteasome-mediated ubiquitin-dependent protein catabolic process. Lineage: Eukaryota; Metazoa; Chordata; Actinopteri; Cyprinodontiformes; Poeciliidae. Gene Ontology annotation, cellular component: SCF ubiquitin ligase complex. The record is from RefSeq and is a predicted model, not a curated record. The transcript has 4 exons. Bases 601 to 1461 code for a protein of 286 amino acids.
CUGAGGAGGCAGCGGAGAAACAGCAUAGCGUCGGCUCCCAUGGUUGCAUGGGUAUUUCGAGCUGCCUUUAACCGCAACAAAGACAUCGUGGCUUGGUUGUUGAAACAUCUGUAACAGCACUGGAAUAACGUAGCUGUCAACAGCGGAGGAAAAGAGAGGAGACGUUUCUUCUAAUUUCGAAGAAAACCCCGCUGGGAAAAGUAGCAUUUGGUGGCAAGUAGAGUCGCUGCUCGAUGAUGUGCAGACUUCUUUCUUCCUGAGAGCCAAUGAAUCUUGGGCAGGAAGAUCAAUUCUACCCCGCUUCAAAGAUGUGAAGCAGGGUGUUAACACCUGGAUGUCAACACCUGUUCUGCAGUGAAUGAUUGCAAGUCAAAGAAGGACCAGAUGCAGCUCACAAUGAAGACAUCUGUGGCAUGAAACUAGAUCUGCCCCUCAUUUCCUGCUCCUUCAUUUCCUUCCAUCACCCUUCACUUAGUAACUCUAACUUCAGCAACGCCGCAUUGAUGAGGUAACGUCGAGCUCCCGCUCCGCAGCACCUACUGCACAUAUACCACAUUGCCUUCCUCCCCUUCUCCUCCCACCAACCCUUUCAUCACAGCCAUGGGUCAGAAGAUUUCAGGCAGCAUUAAAUCAGUGGAUAGUCGUGGGGAAAGUGGCGGCUCUCCGUCGUACCGACCCACGGCUCAUCGCCGCCAACACCUGGAGCUAAGGGGUCCAGAUUUCUCUAAGCCACCCAGGCUGGAUCUCUUGUUGGACAUGCCAUGCGCUGGACUGGAGACGCAGCUCCAUCAUGCAUGGAAUCCAGACGACCGCUCCCUCAACAUCUUCAUCAAAGAGGACGACAAGUUGACAUUUCACCGACACCCAGUUGCUCAAAGCACGGACUGCAUCAGAGGACGGGUUGGAUACACAAGGGGUCUUCAUGUGUGGAAGAUCCACUGGCCUUCGCGGCAGCGAGGCACCCACGCUGUGGUGGGUGUGGCGACCUCGGAAGCUCCUCUACAUUCUGUUGGGUACACCGCUUUAGUGGGUUCGGACUGUGAGUCCUGGGGCUGGGAUCUGGGACGAAACAGACUCUACCAUGACAGUAAGAACCGGUCCCACAGUUCGCUGCCUUCGUACCCUUGUUUCCUAGAGCCAGACGAGUCAUUCACACUCCCGGACUCUCUCCUAGUGAUUCUGGACAUGGAUGAAGGGACGCUUAGCUUUAUGGUGGAUGGACAGUAUCUAGGAGUUGCAUUUCGAGGCCUGAAAGGAAGGAAGCUGUAUCCCAUCGUGAGUGCCGUGUGGGGACAUUGUGAAAUAACCAUGAAGUAUAUCAACGGCUUGGAUCCUGAGCCCCUGCCGCUCAUGGACCUGUGUCGACGUGCGGCCCGCCUGGCGUUGGGUCGGGAACGGCUCAAGGAAAUUGAGAGCCUCCCUCUGCCCCAGUCCCUCAAAAAUUACCUCCAGUACCAGUGACUGACACCGGCAGAUCCAACUGGGACAACAAGGACACAGAGCAGGCCACCAGAGAUUCUGCAGAUGGACGAUGAAAAGGUGAACUUGAGGUCGCACAGAGGGGAUGAUUGAUUGAAGAACGUCCACACUGGAGCACCGCAACUCUCAUGAAUCCGUACAAGGACGGAUAAGGACGAAGGCAGAUGAACUGGGGGGGAGGAGAGGGAAUUCAGGCUUUCCAACAAUCGGACCACACCAGCUUCUUCUUCUUUCUUUUUUUUUUUAUUUUAGGCUGCUUUUUUUUGGUUUUAGACUUGAAAUAAAUUAUUGAUGACAGCGUCACAUCAGUGUCUCUUUCAUCCAGACUGAAAGCCCAUCCUCUGAUGGCACAGCGCUGUUAGGUGGCAAAAGCAAACAUCGCCAUCUAGUGGUUAGAAUAAUAAAAAGAAAAACAAACAGGAGAAAGUAAGCACACUAAUCCAUCCAUGGAGGCCUUUCUGACAUACACUCACUGACCAUAUCAUUGCAGCUGAUGUCUGUUCAUAAUCCACACUGGCACAGGUGGCCGGCGGCAGAAUCAGAAAUGUCCAAAAGGAUUUUUAGCACUGAUGUAUUUAUGUGACUGACCCCAGGUCUGCCCAUCAGCUCACACUGCAGACAGAUUACAUCAGCACACAUCUGGGAGGUGUGUGUACAGAUCCACACAAUACAUCCUUAUCUGAAGAGAAUGAAGCCCUUUUCAGACAUUUAAUGCUUUUGAUCGCACUCUUCUUAAUCCUUCUUUUUAACACUCUAAAUUAAAACAUUCUUAAUCGACUCCUUAGCAUGAGACAUUAAAUUAUAAAACCAGAACUUUCUCACAAUUGGCAACUCUUUAAUUUGUUUUUAUUGAAUUUCUGAUUGAUAUAUUAAAUAUUUUUAUAUUAAACAGAUAUGAUGGUUAAUUUGCAGUAUUGUGAAAAGUUUACCUUAGAAAGUACCUGACCUAAGUUCAGCUGUUACGGGUUAAAACUAGAAUAAAACAUGUUCAUAGUUCCCCACAUAAGCAUUCGUCUUCUUUUUUUUUUUUACUUUACUUAAGUCCAUCUUUAAAAUUAUAUAGAUCAUCGUCUUUAAGGUCUUUAAAUCAAUCAAUCAAUCAAUCAAAUUUUAUUUGUAUAGCACAUUUCAGCAGCAAGGCAUUUCAAAGUGCUUUACAUCAUUACAAACACAGAAACACAAUGCAACAUAGAAUCAAUAAUCAUCAAUAGAAUCAAUAAUUUAAAUGUGGUAAAUAGGUCUUUGCAGCCUAUUUACCUCAGUUUAAUUACCUUCUGUGCUUGUUGGUUAGAUAAAUGUGUUUUAUCUAACCAACAAUCUAAAACAACUCUUUGUCCAAGUUUCUUUUUUCACAGAGCGUACACUUCACAUAAACAGCUUCAUAUGAAAAACAUUAAGUCCACAGUUUUCAAAAAUAUGUUUUUUAAAUGCAUUCAUGCGCAGCACAAACACAAAGGCAUUUUUUUAGCACCCUGUCAGUGUAUAACUAAGUAAACUCUAAGUUACUAAAUAAAACUUAGGCACGAUUCAAACGAUUACUUCUAUUUUAUAGAAGUAAUUGUGAUGUUUUUUAAGCUAAAUCAAAUGAUUUACUAUCACCCUCAGAUCGCUCACCUGUUAUCCAGUGGCGUUUUCAUAACGGUUAACUUAUGAAAGAAAAAUAGCAGCAAGAAAAAAUAAUCUAUUCACUGAAUUUAAUCACAAUACCACGCUACGCAGCUGUGGGAGAAAUACUAUAAAAUAAGACAGAAGAUCCAAGUGUUGAGGUAAAUUUGACUUUUCCAUCACAACUUUACCUUCAGAAACAUCUGAAAGGGGCUUCAUUUCUCAGUUAGAAGAAAUCUGCCUUUUGUUUUGGUUAAGCUAGUAUUUCGUUUCUUUGAAAAUCAUUCCUCACGUGACACUAAUCCAUUUACAACAAUGUCAAAUCACAACCAAAGGCAUUUCGGUGGAAGCCAUCGGUCAUAGAGAUGCGUCUGCAGGCCGUGUAACCUGUGCCUGCAUGGCUGUUGUUUGUAGCGCCCCGCUGUAGCUCACUUGGUAGCAAGCAGCGUGUGUGUCAGCUCUCCACGCGACUGCUUUCACUUGUUAGGAGACGAGAGUUCGGCUGGAUCUAUAAGAGGCUGUAGCAGGACCCAGGGACCCGGCUGUGGAGGCACAGCAGGUGUGCUGCUGGAUCCGCACAGAGUGUAGACAACCAGUCCACAACCACAAGACCAAUCGAUUUCUACUUCCUUAAAAAUGGCUUGAGUCACUUUUUCAACUUUAUUUGUGUUGUUCAGUAUAAAACCUUUUCCAUUCGAUAAUGAAAGGAUGGACAGGGUUCGUUUAUCACAAGCUAGCUGUGUGUUUGUGACAUUCAGGUUGAUUUUGUUCAAACGAUGCUGACGAUGAAGGGAGACGGAAACUCAAACUUGUUACUUCAAUGCUGCUUUUAUUAUUAUUAUUAUUAUUAUUAUUAUUAUUAUUAUUAUUAAUGCGAUGGUUAUGGUCUUAUCUUCUGUUUUUAUUGGUUGGAAUGAGGAGAAUGGGACCAUUUCAAGAGUUUAGCGGAAUCAAUUAAACAGAAGUAUGAAAUGUGAAUAAAAGCCAAGUGACAUUAAAA